Alligator mississippiensis (American alligator) is the source of this 2516-nucleotide messenger RNA. It is a transcript of the gene PSTK, whose product is annotated as phosphoseryl-tRNA kinase. Gene Ontology annotation, molecular function: kinase activity; tRNA binding. The record is from RefSeq and is a predicted model, not a curated record. Bases 161 to 1231 code for a protein of 356 amino acids. The transcript is spliced from 6 exons. NCBI's taxonomy places the organism in Eukaryota, Metazoa, Chordata, Crocodylia, Alligatoridae.
GACUGCAACGCGGAAAACCGCAGCGAACGCCCCGUCCCUCAGAACCCCGCCCCCAAACGUCACUGAAGCGUCACAAAGCGGUAGCGACAGCACGGAGGCGCUGCAAAAAUCUGCGCAUGCGCACGGAAGUCGCCUGGCCGGGAAGCAGACGCCGUGCGAGAUGCAGCGGCCAGAGGCCGGCGCGGCGCGGGGCCUGGGUCUGUGCGUGUUGUGCGGGCUGCCCGCAGCGGGCAAGACCACGCUAACGCAGCGCCUGAAGCAGCAGAGAGGCUGGGACUGGGAUUGCUUCCGCCUUUCCUACGAUGACCUCAUUCCGCUGGAGGCCUUCAGCCAAUCAGUGCCGGGGGCGGGGCUUGAACGAGAUCAUCCAUUGGUGUCGCGCUGGAAAUCAUACCGGCAGGAACUGCUGGUAUACCUUGAACAUUUCCUGCAGGCUCUUCUUAAUGGGGAUCCCCUGUCUGCCCCAGCAAGCAGGACAGAAGCCACCUGGGAACGUUUUGUUUCCUGCUUCAGAGAACAAGGAUUAAUAUCUUCAGACGUACCUGAUGCUAAAUCUUGUCGUUAUGUGAUCAAUGCCACCGCUUCCAGACCACUGUGUUUCAUUUUGGAUGACAACUUUUAUUAUCAAAGCAUGAGAUACGAAGUAUACCAGCUAGCUCGCAAAUAUUCAUUAGGCUUCUGCCAGUUAUUUUUAGACUGUCCACUUGAAUGCUGCUUACAGAGGAAUCGCGUGAGAAGUCAGCCCUUACCUGACGAGAUCAUAUGUCUAAUGGCAAAAAAGAUAGAAGCACCAAAUCUUGAUAAAAAUACCUGGGAACAAAAUAGUCUCACUCUGAAAGGGCUUGAAUACACUUCAGAAGAUAAUUUACAGGUAAUCAGCCUGUUGGUUACUGCUUUGAAAAAUCCAGUGAAACAAAUUGAAGAAAAUAUUGAGCAAAAGGCAGCAGAUCGAGCAAUCUGUGCAGCUAGUAUCCUCCAUCAAGCUGAUCAGACUUUUAGACGAAUUAUUUCUCAAACAAUGAAGGAUGCAAAAGAUAAAAAUUUUCUCUCAAGUGAGAUGAAGAUUCUAGCAGAAGAACUCAACAAACUUAAAGCAGAAUUUUUAGAAGAUUUACGACAAGGAAAUAAUCAAAAAUAUCAAGUUUGGCUAAAAAAUAGUGAAUUUCUUUCCAAAGCCACUACUUCUUUCCAACAAGAGUCAGAUAAUAUAGUGAAAAAAUAUGUUUUUUAAAUAAGCAUACUGUGUUUUGCCAUUGUAAAGGAUGUAAAAAAAUGUGGUAAAGUUUCAAUAGCCCUGCUGAAUACCGGCUAAAGAAGAGACAUCUUCCGGUGCAUGGAGUGUAAGGCUAACAUGCCUUGUCUUCUGUCACAAUAUGAAACUAAAAAUCAGCUCAGUUAUUAACUGAUCCUUUUAGACCAGACCAAGUAUAAGGAAAAAUGGAUGACAUAGAAUCCAAACUUAUAAUGUGAGAUGCUGGGCGUGCACCUACACGUUUUAAGUAAAGCAAGGUGCAAAAGAUUUGGAGGUUUAUUAGCUAGGUUUAUUUUUAUAGUGAUAAAGGAUCCAGUAAGAAUGCUAGGCAUUGUACAAGCACAGAACAGCACACAAUAGACGAGACGAACUGUGGAUGAAUUAAAGGGGGGUUACGCACACAUAGAACAGUGCAAUGACAGUAAACAGUAUGCAAGAUUCAUGAUGUGGGGAGGUGGAGGAAUGCAUGUUGAGUUAAGAAGCUGUAAACUAAAUGGAACGAAAAAGGCACAACCUAGGUCCUCAUCGCCUCAUGCUGGAUAGUCUCCCUUCUACACCUCUGGAUCACAAGAGGGUACUGGGAAAAAGGAGGUCCCUGCUUGGCACUGCUUCUCUCUUUUUCUCUGAACACAUCAGUCCCUUGCUAUGGCUACUUCUCUGGUUCCUCCAGCUCCAUUUUCUCUUCCGUGUUGCUUUUAUACUUCUUCAACCUUCUAUUUCUUCACAUCCCUGUUCCUUCCCCAUCUCAAUACCCCAGCUUGCUUUUUUUUCCUGUAUGUUUUGCCCAUUUUCUGUAGAGUACAUAACAGAAGCCAAGAAUUUCAAAGUUUUCCUCUUUUAAAGUAUAUCUUGCUAGAUAGCAGGAUGCACAAUGGGACAUAUCCUGGUCUCAAAUGCUGCCACUACUCCUGGUCAUUAACCUCCUGCUCUAUCACUAAAGUCAGCAUGCCUGUCAGGAUAGUCAGCCAGUCACAUGUCAUUAUCCUGCAUAACCAUGGCAUGUAGCAUUGGAAUGAAGUCUGGGAAAGGGAAGGAGAUGAUAAUAUUAUUACCUAUUUUACGCAUCAGUCAUUACAAACAAGAUGGAUGAACUGGGUAAUGGCUGUAUGGCACUUUUUAAUCAGUAAAGUGUCGAGUAGUAUUUAUAAAGAGCAAGUAUUAUGAUCCUGUUGUGCUCUGUUUCACUUCUCUUCUACAGUGUCUGUUUGUUCUGACAAUGGAUUGUAUCUGGAUCUUUCUUUAUAAACAACAGGGUCAAUGUGUA